CCCAGCCGAAUGAAGUCGCGCUGGCGAGCGGCUACCCCGGGCAUCCUCCAGAGCAGGAGCGCAGGGAGGAGGCAGGCAAGGAGCCGCCGCCAGGGAAGCGAGCGGGUGAGGAGCGAGCCGGCCGGCUUCCCCGGAGCAGAUCGCCGCCGCCGCCGCCGCGCGGGCGCCCAACUCUUGGCCGAAGAAGUCCUCGGAGGGCUUCCCCCGCCGCCCCCUUCUUCGCCGCCGCCGCCCGCCCGCCCGCCCGGGACAAAGCCAUGAAGCCGGCGCUGCUGGAAGUGAUGAGGAUGAACAGGAUCUGCCGGAUGGUCCUGGUCACUUGCCUGGGGUCCUUCGCCCUGGUCAUCUUCUAUUUCCAAAUAAUACGUAGGAAUCCAUUUGGAAUGGACAUCUGUUGCCGGAAGGGAUCAAGAAGCCCGUUGCAGGAGCUGUACAAUCCAACCCAGAGGUUCAUCUACUCCAGCACUCAGUCUCCAGAGAUGGCUAGCCAGAUGCCUGUGGAAGAUCAUAAACAUGGUCUAAAGUUGGAACUGUCCAGCACAGCGAUCCUUCAUCAGAUCCGAAGGGAUCAAGUCACAGACACAUGCCGAGCCAACAGCCUGUCGAGCAGGAAGCGACGUGUGCUGACACCAAAUGACCUUAAGCAUCUGGUGGUGGAUGAAGACCAUGAGUUGAUAUAUUGCUAUGUACCUAAAGUAGCCUGCACCAACUGGAAAAGAGUCAUGAUGGUCUUGACAGGGAGGGGCAAAUAUAGUGAUCCGAUGGAGAUCCCAGCCAACGAAGCUCAUGUCUCUUCCAACCUGAAGACACUCAACCAGUACAGCAUCCCAGAAAUCAAUCACCGCUUGAAAAACUACAUGAAGUUCCUGUUUGUUCGUGAGCCUUUUGAAAGGCUGGUGUCGGCCUACAGAAACAAAUUCACCCAGAAGUACAACACCUCUUUUCACAAGAGGUAUGGUACCAAAAUUGUGAAACGCCAAAGGAAAAAUGCUACCCAAGAGGCUCUGCACAAAGGCGAUGAUGUGAAAUUUGAGGAAUUUGUGGCUUAUCUCAUAGACCCUUACACGCAAAAAGAAGAGCCAUUCAACGAGCACUGGCAAACUGUCUUCUCCCUCUGCCACCCAUGCCACAUCCAUUAUGACCUCAUAGGGAAAUACGAGACACUCGAAGAGGAUUCCAACUAUGUCCUUCAGCUUGCAGGAGUAGGCAGCUAUCUCAAGUUCCCCACCUAUGCAAAGUCUACAAGAACUACUGAUGAAAUGACCACAGAGUUCUUCCAGAACAUCAGCUCGGAACACCAAACACAGCUGUAUGAAGUCUACAAACUUGAUUUUUUAAUGUUCAAUUACUCAAUGCCAAGCUACCUGAAGUUGGAAUGAGCCAGAAAGAGAGAAACGGGAAAGAAAAAUAGCUGUUUUAUUUAAGAUUUUUAUUUGUCAUAAUUACAUAUGAAGAAUGGGUUAUUUUGUAAGUUAAUUUUUUUAUGAUGCUGCAAGCAGCAUAGUCAAAAUUUAUUAUUUAAAUUGUCAAAAAGAAAAGAACAGUUCUGUUUCUGGAGUAAGGAAAUCACAGCGCCUAUAGUCCUAGCUGUGACUAGUUCCUGCUAGACUGUUUGGGGAGGGAAAUGUUCUUUGUGUCCUGAUGAAUUCUUUUUUUUUCUUUUGGCAUUCUUCAUAAGUCCUAGCCUUUGUGUUAUUUAUGCUUAUUUAAGUAAACAAUUGAUUCCACA
Molecule: messenger RNA, 1729 nt
Organism: Sphaerodactylus townsendi
Lineage: Eukaryota; Metazoa; Chordata; Lepidosauria; Squamata; Sphaerodactylidae
Gene: CHST11
Product: carbohydrate sulfotransferase 11
Exons: 4
Coding region: 258-1379 (373 amino acids)
Biological process (GO): proteoglycan biosynthetic process; carbohydrate biosynthetic process
Cellular component (GO): membrane
Molecular function (GO): sulfotransferase activity
Source: RefSeq, a predicted model, not a curated record